This is a messenger RNA of Salarias fasciatus (jewelled blenny), 1463 nucleotides long. RefSeq names its product LRRN4 C-terminal-like protein. The record is from RefSeq and is a predicted model, not a curated record. NCBI's taxonomy places the organism in Eukaryota, Metazoa, Chordata, Actinopteri, Blenniiformes, Blenniidae. Bases 139 to 930 code for a protein of 263 amino acids. The transcript has 2 exons.
AGAGAAAGAGGGGGUGUUGAAGAGGAGGAGAGUCUGAAGCAACUUAAGGCGGUGAGAACCGUGAGGAGCUGUGAGCACAGAGAUCCAGCAGCCGGAGCGGGAACACAGCAGAGACAGCUCAGACGCCUCCAAACCGAGAUGAUGUCACUUCUCCAGAAGCUGGCGGCACUUCUCCUUUUCGUCUCGCCGCUCCUCCGCCUCCACCUCCUCGCUCAUGCUGCCUCCACUUCCCCACCCGUCACUCGAAAAGAGAUCAAAUACAUCACCAUACCGGCAUCAAAUAACGGCGAGGACUAUGACGAGGACUAUGCCGACAGCCACAGCUCUUCGACGAAGGUGGUGGCCUCGAUCAGGACUCCUCUCUUGCGUGGGGAGCCGCAGCUCUGCGACUAUAACCCCUGCUCGGAGGACCAGGAGCCCUGCGAUCGUCUCGCAACGCUGACCGGGUGCCUCUGUCCUGGCAUAAGUGCGGCGGACGUGCCUCCUCACCCCCCACGUAUUCAGGCGUUGCUGCUGGUGAGCGAAGGGCAAGGUCGAGGAAAAGUGGAGGUGCAGUGGUGCGCUCCGUCGUCCGUGGUGACCCAGUACAAAGUGGUGGUGGAGGGACACGACAGCGAUCCCCUGGAGUUUGGACACGCUUCCAGACGAGGCCUGGUAGGGUCUCUGGAGGUGGGGGCCAAGGUGUGCGUGGAGGCCAUGAAUGGCGCCGGACACAGCGCUCCCACAGAGUUCUCCUGUCAGCGCUACGACCCUCCAGUGUCCACUGAUCACAAAAUGCUGGUCGGGAUCAUCGGCGGCGCCAUUGCCGUCUUUCUGAUUCUCAUCAUAGGAGCUGUGAUCAUACUGAAAUCCAAAGUCUGUCGGAAGGCAAAGAGAGACUCUACAGACGGACUGGGAAACCCCUCAUACAGCAGAGGCGGAACGCUGUGAUCCAGACGAGGGUAACAAGGACGGUGAAUCCAAGUGGCAGUGGGAAGAGGAUGUGGUGCGAGAGAUCACAAACAAAAGUCAGACAGUUCUGGGCAGAAUGUGAAACUGUUCAUAGGAUCCAAAAAGUUGUUUAAACUCCUGUUUCAAGGAAUUUCUAAACUUGAUGGUACAAUAUGUGGUAGCGUUAAUGGAUUAACACUAACAAAUGAUUGAUUAUGUUAUUUCAGGGUUAGAGAACUAUGGGUUUAUUUGCUGGCAAAUUAACCUCAAUAGGUUCAUUGUAGGAAUGUUUUAUUCGUCGUGACUGAAUUUAUUUGUAAACAGAAUAAUAUUUAGGAUUUACUACUGACUUAUUUUUUUAAUAAAAUUAUUUUAAAUGAAAAUGUUUGCGUGUCAGUCCAACUGCUUUUUUUGUGUGUGCAUAUGUGUGUGUCUCUAUUGUCUCUAUUGUGUCAGGGUGACACUGUAAAGUACUUUUAUUAUGAUUUAGUUUGAAGACCCAACAUCCUGCAGGAUAUAUCACUGAAUACUGA